Nyctereutes procyonoides (raccoon dog) is the source of this 564-nucleotide messenger RNA. RefSeq names its product achaete-scute family bHLH transcription factor 4 (gene ASCL4). Gene Ontology annotation, biological process: developmental process; regulation of transcription by RNA polymerase II. The transcript has a single exon. Gene Ontology annotation, molecular function: DNA-binding transcription factor activity, RNA polymerase II-specific; protein dimerization activity; RNA polymerase II transcription regulatory region sequence-specific DNA binding. NCBI's taxonomy places the organism in Eukaryota, Metazoa, Chordata, Mammalia, Carnivora, Canidae. The record is from RefSeq and is a predicted model, not a curated record. Bases 1 to 534 code for a protein of 177 amino acids.
AUGGAGACGCGCGGAGCGGCCGGCCUGCUGCCCGUGCCGCGCCCCCUCCGCACGGUGCCCCUGGACCUGCCGGGGACCCUGCCCCGCCUCCCUCUCGGGGACCCCCUCGGGGUGCCCCUGCGGCUGCACGCCGCGUGCUGGGCGCGGGCGCGGGCGCCGGGGGGCCGCGGGCCGGGCCUGGCGCUGCCGCUGCCGCUGCCGCUGCCGCUGGCCUGCGCCCUGGAGCCCGCCUUCCUCCGCAGGCGCAACGAGCGCGAGCGGCAGCGGGUGCGCGGCGUGAACGAGGGCUACGCGCGCCUGCGGGACCACCUGCCCCGCGAGCUGGCCCAGCGGCGGCUCAGCAAGGUGGAGACGCUGCGCGCCGCCAUCCGCUACAUCGGGCACCUCCAGGAGCUGCUGGAGCGCCAGGCCCGGGCGCAGGAGGGCCCCGCCGCCGCCCGCACCCCGCGCCCGGCCGACUGCAACAGCGACGGCGAGUCCAAGGCCUCGUCGGCGCCUUCGCCCUGCAGCGAGCCCGAGGAGGCGGGCAGCUAGCUGGCGCCCGGCCCCCCGGCCCCCCGGCCC